AUGAUUUCCAACACUUUUCGUUCGAAGCAGUUGCAUCAUGAAGAUUUCAGCAAUUGCAGCUUUCCCGUUUGUUUCCAGGCUACGGAGGGCAUUUAUCCAACAGCCGACGGCUGGUGCCCUCCUGCUUGGCCGACAAACGAGGAUGUCCUUUCACAAGAGGACAUCGAAAAAGCCAAGCUCAGGAAAAGUUUAGUAAAACGCACGGCAAUCGUGAGGGGGAAGCACAUCGAAACUGUAUUGAGCGUGGAUUUCAUGGCGCGGUGGAAGUUUUCGAUGAUGGUUUGGCCUCUGAAAGAGAGCUCCAAGCUUUCCGGGCGCGGUGACAACCGCAGUUACGUCUGUUGGGUCUAUUACGAGCAACAAGAUGAGCAAUCGGUGUUCCGUGCGUUCAGCAAUGUGGAUGUAAAGCUGAAGGACAGCGAGAAAGAGGUCGUGGAUCCGGAGACGGCCAUCAAGAAUGAACAGAGCAUCCUUCGUUGUAAGGACCAAGUCUGUUUCUUCAGCAUGUAUGAAUGGGAUGCCUUGGCCGGAACUGAGGAAUGA
Symbiodinium pilosum is the source of this 543-nucleotide messenger RNA. NCBI's taxonomy places the organism in Eukaryota, Dinophyceae, Suessiales, Symbiodiniaceae. The record is from the annotation of a GenBank genome assembly.